UAUCUUUUUACUUUAGCCAUAUCAGACGCAAUGACGUUGUUAUUAGCCUUGCCGCCAGAGGUGUACUCAAUUUGGGAAGCGUAUCCAUGGCGAUUUGGGCAAUCAUUCUGUAUACUCAAAUCGUUUAUAAUGGAGAUGACUUCGUAUUCGUCUGUGUUGACCAUAACGGGAUUUACUAUAGAACGCUAUCUGUCUAUUUGUCACCCCAUGAAAUUGCAACACUGCUGUCAUAUAAGCCGAGCCAAACGAUGCAUUGUCUUAAUAUGCGUAGUUUCCAUGCUUAGUGCCUUACCAUAUCCGGUGCAUACAAGGACGUUUUACUACGUUUCGGACCCAAACAGUGGCAAGCAUAUACCUGACUCUCUGGUCUGUAACAUCCCCCAGAAGUGGACCGGGAGGAUGAUUACAGUAUUCCAGCUAUCGACGUUCGUCUAUUUUGUGCUUCCCAUGGGUAUACUUAGUUUAAUGUACAUUCUCAUUGGAAUUAAACUGCACAAAACAGAACUACGAACAAAGUAUGAUACUCAGUACGGACAGGCGACGGCUACAAAAGCACGCAGGGCAAUACUAAAAAUUCUUCUAUGA
Messenger RNA from Dreissena polymorpha, 585 nucleotides. Its product is annotated as pyrokinin-1 receptor-like. Gene Ontology annotation, molecular function: neuropeptide receptor activity. The annotation marks the transcript as partial. The transcript has 3 exons. Lineage: Eukaryota; Metazoa; Mollusca; Bivalvia; Myida; Dreissenidae. Gene Ontology annotation, cellular component: plasma membrane. Gene Ontology annotation, biological process: neuropeptide signaling pathway. The record is from RefSeq and is a predicted model, not a curated record.